This is a messenger RNA of Lathyrus oleraceus (garden pea), 1432 nucleotides long. RefSeq lists its product as uncharacterized. Gene Ontology annotation, cellular component: endoplasmic reticulum membrane. The record is from RefSeq and is a predicted model, not a curated record. Gene Ontology annotation, biological process: protein N-linked glycosylation. The transcript is spliced from 11 exons. NCBI's taxonomy places the organism in Eukaryota, Viridiplantae, Streptophyta, Magnoliopsida, Fabales, Fabaceae. Bases 217 to 1209 code for a protein of 330 amino acids.
AAUAUGAGUUAUAAUUUUUUGAAAUUUUUUCUAUCCCCAAAUUUUCGGUUUUUUUACAUAAAACUUUAUUUUUAUUUCAUCGUGCCACUUUGCAAAGUUUGACAUCUUCCUUUCCGUCUAACCCACCAAAAUAUGCAGCCGCCACUGUAAUUCAAGCACGCCGCUGGGGGAGGGUACUAGAAAAAGCUGCUGCAUCUCAUAUAGAAGUGUAAAGGAAUGGAGCUUCUGUGUUUAAUUGUCACGUUAGCUGUGAUUUUGGUUUUAGGGUUUGUAUUUGUGAUCUUCUUUGAAGCAUAUAGAAGAAGAAAUAAUCACCAGCACAUUGAAGUCCCGGCGAUUUUUGAGGAUCCCAAUUCGUUGAAACAGGUACCUUGCCCACAUGUUGUUGAUCCUGCCUCAAAAUAUAUUUCUUUGAUAAUUCCUGCAUUUAACGAGGAACAUAGACUUCCUAGUGCACUUGAGGAAACUAUGAUUUAUCUGCAACACCGUGCUUCAAAGGACCCUUCUUUUUCAUAUGAGGUUGUAAUUAUUGAUGAUGGAAGUGUUGAUGGGACUAAAAGAGUAGCUUUCGAAUUUGUUAGGAAAUACACAGUAGACAAGGUAAGGGUCAUCCUUCUUGGAAGAAAUCAUGGCAAGGGAGAAGCAAUCAGAAAAGGAAUGUUGCACUCACGAGGUGAAUUACUUCUCAUGCUCGAUGCUGAUGGAGCAACCAAGAUCACUGACCUAGAAAAACUUGAAAAUCAGAUUCGAGCUGUUGCCAAAAAGGAUGGAGAUUCAAGUGGUAGUGAUCCUAGCUUUAGAAUAUCUGAUACCCCUGUUGUUGUAUUUGGUUCACGAGCUCAUCUAGAGGAGAAAGCUUUGGCUACAAGGAAGUGGUACCGCAAUUUUUUAAUGAAGGGGUUCCAUCUUGUGGUUUUAUUGGCUGCUGGUCCUGGAAUUCGUGAUACACAGUGUGGUUUCAAGAUGUUUACUAGGGCUGCAGCUAGGAAACUCUUUUCAAAUGUCCGCUUGAAAAGGUGGUGCUUUGAUGUUGAAUUGGUCUUUUUGUGCAAGUGGUUUCAGAUCCCAAUUUCGGAAAUUUCUGUAAUUUGGUCUGAGAUUCCGGGAUCCAAAGUGAAUCUUCUUAGUAUACCAAACAUGGUUUGGGAGCUUCUGCUAAUGUCCGUAGGGUACAGGAUUGGUAUAUGGAGAAUUUCUAAUUCCACCUAAGCUUCAAUGCAUCAAUAUUGGGAAGAAAAUUGGCAUUUUCCUAUCCACAGAGUGACAUGUUAAUGAUAAAUUUAAAGUUUGUAGGUGGUCAUAACCUUGGAUGGGGUCAUGAAUGCUUUGUUUUUUUUUUCCCUUUUUGUUUUUUUACUGUUGUUAUUUCUACUAGGGAAAAAGUAUUCAACAGUUCAUAAUUUUACCAUUUAGUGUUGUUAUUUCUUACCUA